UGGCUUCCAAUUGGCUAGCUGUCACCGAGGGCCCCGCCUUCUGUCUAUCCCGAGGAAGCGAUGAGUAGCCUGAAGUCUAGAGUGCAACAUCAUGGCAACAUUUAUGGAGCGUCUGGCUUUUCUUCAAAACGUGCCUACUCUGAUGAAGGCCACGGCAGACGAUGAGAACCCUUGUCCUGGCUACCUCUUCCAGGAAAUAGGAAAGAUAUCCCAGGAGUCACCAGGCUGUGGCCAGUGUCUGCUGGAGUAUCUACUAGAGAGGCUGCAGGUGGACUCCUGCCACGUCAAACUGAAGGUCCUGAAGCUCUUCGUCCACCUUUGUGGUCAUGGAUCUCAACCCUUCCUCACAGAGCUCAGACGAAACUCCACCUUCAUCCAGCAGGCGGCUGUUUACAGUGGUCCUCCUGAUCCUAUCCAUGGUACUGCUCUGUACCAGAAAGUAAGAACUACAGCACAGGAGUUGGCCUCGUUGCUCUUCACAGAUACAGGCUCCUCCCAGAACUGCCUUUCUCCAUGCACACCAGCUACUCCCACCAUGGGUAUGGGGUCAGAGUCGAGCCACAGGUCGGGGAUGCAAGGUUUUGGCUACAGUCCCGGUAAGAGGGUGACAGGCAGUGACACAAUAUUGGACAAGAUCCAGAAAGCAGCAGAGGUGGUGGCGAGUGCUGUCCUGCCCCCCACCGAGCAUCAGGGCAUCCGUCUCCAUGACAACCACUAUCGGGCGGUGGCGGCGCCCGCUGCUCCCAUCGAGGUGGCAGUGCCAGCCUGUGCCUACACCAUGCCCCCCCAUAAACCCAAAGUGUCCCAACGCUGUCCAGGGCAGGUGGGUGGGGGCUGGGAGGAGAUUGACAGUGGCCACAGCUCCUCCCACAACUCUUCCCAGGAGAAUGCAGCCAAUAGUAGGGUUUCAGGAGGCGGGAGCAGCAAAUCAGGUGGCACAGAUAGCCAAUCAGGAGCCAGUAGGGAGAGCGGGGACCUGUCAGAGCGGGUGGAGGCUAUGCAGCUGGGGGACUGUGGCCAGGAGGUGGCACUGAUCAGCAGACUGGUGGAGGGCUCCAGAGUCUUCCUGUCCAGAGAGGAGAGCCAGCACUUCAUCAAGGAGUGCUCCAUUCUGAACUGUGAGGUGGUGGUAGAGCUUCUCUCUCGCAGACUGCAAGACCCCUCAAACACAGUCCAGAUGAGGGCACUCUGUGCUGUGGCUUGCCUCAUGACCUCUGACCUCCUGUCUCUGGAGCAAAUCCUCAGUGCGACCCAGCGGAGGUUGGCCCAGCUCAGCGAAGGAUCCCCGGGACCAGUGGCCAACAAGGCCACCAAGAUCCUGCGGCAGUUUGAGGCGCUGAUGGGCGGGGCUAAGUCUGCUGCCAGACGAGAUGCAGCACCCGAUAGUCUUCCUCCCUCUGCACCCUCAUACUCCGCCCCCUUACUGCUAACACACCCUGUUGACUUCACCACCUCCCACCUGGAGAGUGACCCUCAGUCCAAACCUCCACCCCUGUUAACCCCCCCCCCUCCCAUGCCUUGCCCUGAGGGGGACUACGGGAGGUCCCUCUACGAUGACGAGGAGGACGAGGAGGACGAGGAGGAGGAAACACUCACUCCUCCGAAUGACGAUCCCCUGGAGGGGCCGACUGGCUCGAGGACUAUGGAGCCACAACUCCCAGGUUUCCAGAAUGAGAGGGGCGCUCUCCCGUUCCUCGAGCCCCAGCCACAGCAGCCCUGCGUAGGCAGACUCUCUCUGUUCACUGGCAUGGAGCUGGUGACCAGGCCCGGGUGUACCUUAGAGAGAGAGGGUGAUCUGUGGACCAGAAGAGACAGGGUGGGGGUUGCGCAGAGGGACUCCAGGCAAAAUUCAGGCUUUGCCUCAACCAACACAAUGAACUCGCCACUCCUCUCUCCGGACGAAACUAGCGAUAGCCCUCCCCUGCCCAUGUGUGACAUCCCACCCAGCAACAUCCAAUCAGUGUCUGCCUUCUCUUUCCUCAACCUUUGACCUAAGGUCCAGCAGAGGUUAAAGUGAGGAUAUUAUCUUAGAUAUGUGUUAUUGUGACCUCUCGCUCUUUAUAGCAAUAUGGCGGACGGAUGCAGAACUGCUUUUGCCUGUCCUGUCUCUUCCACAAGCGAAGGAGAAGUUUGGCUUGAUGGCUAGUUGUAUGAUGUGACAGUUCAGCUCCUGGGUCGGUUUACGUUUUUUGAGCUUCAGGUUACAGAUGCUUUGACUCAGGACUCGUUUAAAGCCUGGGUCACACAGCCAAUCUGAGAAGACAUGGUCUCUUCUCAUCCUAUCCCAUAUCAUUUAAUCUCAACUGGAAUUAGUUCGUAGUUUGGGUUCCAGGAUUCAAAGGGCCUCUCUGGGCCAUGUCAGAGACCUUGCUUGAAUCUUCUGUGCUUAUCUUGUCACACAAACGCCUCAUAUCCAGUUGAGAUGAGUCCAGAUCUUCUCAGAUUUACAGCGUGACCCAUAGUUAAACUAACCCACUGUCACUAUGCCUAGUCUACUCUACCAUACACCCUUAACUUUUGUUUUGUAUUUUGCACUACAAUUAAUAUUUUGGCCUUGAUUUAUAUAAAUGUGUGUAGUACACGUGAUUUAUGAAAGACCUCCACUAACAGUGUAAACAGUACAUGACAUAAUGAUUUAUGACUGUAAUGGCUCCUUCUAUUGAUCCAGUGGCUGGGACUGGAUUUAGAGCAUGUGUCACAGAUAGGUAUCGGAGGAAUGGAUUCAGGUAGAGUUUCCAUCUGCCAUUACUAUAACCAUGCUCUCUCUCUCUCUCUCUGUGUGUGUGUGUGUGUACAUGUGCAAGCAUGCUUGUGUGUGUGUGCGUAAACAUAUAACUACAGUUGGUUCAAAAGUAAUGUGUCUUGGUAUGAGGGGUAGAAAACCUUUCAGUUUAUUUUUGUUUGUCUAAAGUUUGACAGAAGCCAUGUUGUUGCACUCAUGAACAGCUGUGUGACAUUAAAACAUGCUGUAGUUCUGUUACAGCAACUGUACCAAAACAAGACUGGAAUGACUGUAUUGUCAUGAUUGUAAGUGUACUGGAACUUAAUCAAGAUCACAAAUGUUUUGCCAACCCAAAUUUUAUUGUCAAUGUUAAAUGAAUGCUUCCAAAAAAUAAUCAUAACCUUACAUUUUGCAAUGGUAAAUGUGAAAUUCUAGAAUGU
Molecule: messenger RNA, 3162 nt
Organism: Osmerus eperlanus (European smelt)
Lineage: Eukaryota; Metazoa; Chordata; Actinopteri; Osmeriformes; Osmeridae
Gene: tepsin
Product: TEPSIN adaptor related protein complex 4 accessory protein
Exons: 13
Coding region: 92-1990 (632 amino acids)
Cellular component (GO): trans-Golgi network membrane
Source: RefSeq, a predicted model, not a curated record